Molecule: messenger RNA, 2957 nt
Organism: Benincasa hispida (wax gourd)
Lineage: Eukaryota; Viridiplantae; Streptophyta; Magnoliopsida; Cucurbitales; Cucurbitaceae
Product: Ankyrin repeat family protein
Cellular component (GO): cytoplasm
Molecular function (GO): protein binding
Source: RefSeq, a predicted model, not a curated record
GGACGAAUCGCUUUGCGCUCCAAAACGUAGCAGUAAUUGUUAACAUAAAUGGCGAAGAAGAUCCGAACCCUUGGAUUCUCUCUCUCAGAUCCAAAUCGUUCGAUUCAUUCUCUCUCUCUCUGGUUCGUUUCGUUUACCCAUGAGCUCUCAGAGCUCAACCCAAUGGAGAGGAGAGAGAUAGACACACAAUCACACUGACCAAACUCAUAUCCACCCACCUCCAAUUUCCCUAUUUUCUUGCGAUUUGGGGCUUGUGAUUGCUUCACUGUGUGGAAGUAGGCAGCAGAAUUUGAGAUCAGGCUGUUUGUGUGGUCUCUGUCAGUUCAGUUCGCUGCUAAAAAUGGUCGAGAUUUGAAGACGACGAAGUUAUGUGAGUAAUCUGAUUUGAGGUUUUUUCUGUUCUAUAGCUACUGACGGGCGAUUCUCAAAGAACCUGUUGCUGGAAAAUGCCUAAUGUCUGCUGGUUUUUGAGUUAAGCCCUAGAAAUUGCUUGUGCAUCUCGAGCUGGGAACUGAAUUGUUCAGCUCGAGAUCUGAAUUUUGAGUUUCCCCCAAAAUGAGAGCGGUGGUGAUAUAGGAAUCAAAGUUAGAGAUAUACAAGAGCCAAACAUCAAUGGAAGAUUUUUCGAAAUACUCCCAUAGUCCAGCUCAUCUAGCAGUUGUUCGUCGAGAUUAUGCUUCUCUUAAGCGCAUUGUUGCAUCCCUGCCUCGGCUAGCUAAGGCAGGUGAGGUUAAUACUGAAGAGGAAUCUGUUGCUGCGGAGCUCCAAGCAGAUGCUGUCUCUGCUGCUAUUGAUUGCCGCGAUGUUCCUGGUCGGGAGACCCCCCUUCACCUUGCAGUACGACUUCGAGACCAGAUUUCAGCUGAAAUUUUGAUGGGAGCUGGUGCUGAUUGGAGCCUUCAGAAUGAGCAUGGCUGGAAUGCUCUUCAGGAAGCAGUCUGUACAAGAGAGGAAGCAAUAGCGAUGAUAAUUGCUAGACAUUACCAACCUCUGGCUUGGGCAAAAUGGUGUCGCAGGCUUCCUCGUAUUAUUGCUUCUGCUGCCCGCAUUCGUGAUUUUUACAUGGAGAUAACUUUUCAUUUUGAGAGUUCUGUUAUUCCUUUUAUUGGACGAAUUGCCCCAUCAGAUACUUAUCGCAUUUGGAAGCGUGGUUCUAAUCUCCGAGCUGAUAUGACGCUUGCUGGCUUUGAUGGUUUUCGAAUUCAGCGUUCUGAUCAAACAUUUCUCUUUCUAGGUGAGGGUUACAGUUCAGAGGAUGGUAAUGUGAAGCUAUCUCCAGGUUCUUUGAUUGUUCUUGCUCAUAAGGAGAAGGAAAUUACAAAUGCUUUGGAAGGAGCUGGUGUUCAACCAACGGAAGCGGAAGUUGCCCAUGAAGUGGCCCUUAUGUCGCAGACAAAUAUGUACAGGCCAGGCAUUGAUGUUACUCAGGCGGAGCUUGUUCCCCAUCUAAAUUGGAGACGCCAGGAAAGGACUGAGAUGGUUGGAAAUUGGAAGGCAAAAAUAUACGAUAUGCUUCAUGUGAUGGUGAGUGUGAAGUCGAGGAGGGUUCCUGGAGCUAUGACUGACGAGGAGCUAUUUGCUGGAGAUGAUGAAGAAAGGUUGGCCAAUGGUGGUGAAAAUGAUGAGUUUGAUGAUGUAUUGACCGCAGAAGAGAAAAUGCAAUUGGAUUCUGCCCUACGAAUGGGAAACUCUGAGGGUCUGGGUGAGGAUGAAGAACACGUAGCCUUUGAAAGCCAAGAAAAUGGUUCAGUAGGCUCAUAUGAAAACACUGACCCAAAUGGUGCUACCAAGGAGAAGAAGAGUUGGUUUGGUUGGAACAAGAAGAGUGGCAAGGGAAGUAAUGAUGAUCCUGAUGAUCCAAAGAUUUUGAAGAAAGUUUCAAAAUCAGCUGCAGAAGGUGCCAAUCAAAAAGUAGUUGAUCAUCAAAAAUUGGCUUCUGAAGUAUCCUCAGAAGAUAUGGGGGAUGCAAAGAAGGGAAAAGAUAAAAGCAAUAAGAAGAAGAAGAAGAAAGGGAUGACCAAUGACUCUAAGCAUGAAAGUGAGUAUAAAAAGGGUUUGAGACCUGUCUUAUGGUUGACACCAGAUUUUCCUUUAAAAACAGAUGAGCUUCUGCCUGUACUUGACAUCCUAGCCAACAAGGUAAAAGCUAUCAGGAGACUAAGGGAGCUUUUAACAACCAAACUGCCUCAUGGCACAUUCCCAGUGAAGGUUGCCAUUCCCAUUGUCCCAACUAUUAGAGUACUUGUUACUUUCACAAAAUUUGAGGAGCUUCAUCCGGUUGAAGAAUUCGCAACCCCACUGUCAAGUCCAGCUCAUUUCCAGGAUGCCAAGUCCAAGGAAUCAGAGGGAUCUUCAUCAUGGAUUUCAUGGAUGAGAGGAAGUCGAGGUGGGCAAUCCAGUGACAGUGACAGCAAUCGGUAUAAAGAUGAAGUUGACCCAUUUCAUAUACCAUCCGAUUACACAUGGGUCGAUGCAAAUGAGAAGAAACGCCGUAUGAAAGCAAAGAAAGCAAAGAACAAGAAGCAUAAAAAACAAGCUGCUAAAGGCGGAAAUGGAGGACUACAAAUGAGUGAGGACGUGGAAGAGUAAUUUUUUAUAGGUGAUUUCUGCAGCCAUGCCACUUUGAGAUCCUUCUGCAUCAGAUAGAGGAGGUAAGCUUAUCUCCUAUUUGAAUUUGACCUUUUUUUCUAUUUUUCACAUUGAAAUAUCUUGAGCAUAGAGGAUCCACGGGUUAUUUGUUUGGUGGGAAAGCCUUGUUGAUUAAUCAGAGCAUCGUAUCUGUAGUAAUUUUCAUCUUGAAUUUACAUAUUUGGAGAGAAGCAGUCUCUUCUUCUUUUGUAGCUUAUUUCCAAUUUGAUUUUCAAUUAGAUUGGUCGUGCAAGUCAAAAAUUAGACCCCAAUCUUUGUACCAGAUCACCAAUUAUAAAUUUUACGUUUUUGUUGUUGUUGUGUAAAAA